GACACGGCUCAGUAAAACCUGGUCUUUGGUGACCCUUUAUCAACCCUCAACAACAACAACAACACACCAUCUGAGAAGGAAGGAACCAGCAACCUGCAGGAACAAGGAGGAAGAUUAUUGUUAUUGUUACAGUCAGAAGUAAGCGCUAAGCCCACGAGGGUCAUACGGUGCUAUCACAAGGCGGAAAAAAUUCUCCGAAGAGAUAUAUUUACUUCAAGAAACCACCUUAACAUCACCCCUGAUAAAGCAUGUUUAGGUUUCGCACGUGUUUCCUUUCAGUAGUAAAAACUUGUGUGCCCAAGACCACAAGACAUUAUCGUAAAUUUGCAAGGCAGCCGGUGAGAGUACACCUCAGCACCGUGGACCAAGCUGAACAAACACUCAAGCAAUAUGAAAACAUGGUUUCUAGAAGCAGGAGCAAUACUUACACUAACACAAAACAUAAGCUGAGGCAAGAUGUUAAUGCCACUAAUGACUUGACUUCACAGCAAACUGUACAAAAAUCGAGGCCAGAGAAGAAAUUGCCAGAUUAUGAAGUUUGUAAUAGUUCUUCAGAUAUCUCACAAGUUUUAGUGAAUGAAAUUCAGUUCACACAUUUAAAAGAUGCUAGGAACUUCAUAAGGAGUAUGCUUAAUAACAUUAACUCCAGGAAGUUCAGAGAUGAAAACAAGCUCUUUGUGGUAGAAGGUUUUCGCAUUGUGAAGGAAGCUCUAGAUGCUGGCAUUACUCCUGAAGCUAUCUUCUUUAGUCGACUUUGUGAUAUUGCCCGUUUGAAAUCUGCACCCUCUGGUUUGGAAUUGAAGGAACUUAAUGCAUUAAAUGAGUUGCCACUGUACAAGAGCCCAUACAAAAAUCUUCAAAUGCGGUCUUCACUUACAACUUGCCCUGGCAUUAUAGGUGUUUUUAAGCGACCAGAUUCUCUGCAUACUUCACUGAAUCUUCCAUUAACUGUAAUCCUUGAUGAAAUACGAGAACCCGGGAACAUUGGUGGGAUUCUGCGUACAGUUGCAGCAGUUGGAAUUGAUCAUGUGAUUCUUAUGAAAGGAUGCUGUGAUCCAUGGGAAUCCAAAGUUUUACGGGCAGCGUGUGGAGCACAUUUUCGGGUGAAGCUGACACCUAAGGUGACUUGGGACACUAUUAGAAAUUAUAUUCCAGAAGAUGCUUCCCUUCUCCUAGCUGAUAUGUGCCAAGAUAGAGAUUAUAAUGAAAAUGUACAGCUAAAAGAUUCAGCAGAAAUUCCACUGGUCAAAAAUCGCAAGUCUGAGGUUAAUGAAAAUGAAAACGUAGGCACAUAUGAAAUUGACAGUGAUGGAAACAAAAUAGUUAUUGAUUCCAUGUAUAAUAAUGAAGCACUCCUUUCUCAAUUUAAGAAUGUGAAAUUUCCUCUUCAUUACUAUGAUGACUUUGAACUUAGUCGUAAGAUCUUCGGUACAAAACUUGGUGCUUUUCUAAUAAUUGGUGGAGAGAUUGGCAUCAGCAAUGCAGCAAAAAUGUUUUCUUAUAAUAAUGGGGGUAUUCAAGUGGCAGUUCCUCUUGCGAAUGGUAUGGAUAGUUUAAACAUGAGUGUUGCUGCAGGCAUUAUCCUUUAUGAAAUUCAAAGGCAAUAUCAUCAUUAUUUCUGUCAUGAGCAACAUGAAGAGCCCUAAUUUUGUUAAACGGUGUUUUUGUCUGUAUGACCAUUAUUUCUAGCCAUCUCCUCUGUGUCCUGUCUUAUCUUUCAGUUUCUCUUGAGAGUGGUUCCUCAAUGCCAGUGAGGGGCUCUUAAUCAAGGGAAUUGGACUUUCUCUCCUUGGAUCACUCCUAAUUGCCUGCCAUUUCCUUCCCCAGGGUACUGUACAAUAUGACAGGGUGCACAAAAAUAUGACAAAGUAUUGGAAUUUUUAUGUGUAAAUUAAUUUGUCAUCUUGUAUCUCACUAGUUUAUAAAAUACCAUAUCACAAAAUGCCACUUCUUAAGCAUAUAACUUAACUAAUAAAUUAUUUGAGUGUCAGACAAUAAAUCCAUUGAGGAAGAAGUUCCUUAAAAUAUUUUUGAACUCCAUAUGUAUAUAUAUUUUUUUCAACACAUAGGCCAUCUCCUACCAAGGCAGGGUGAGCCAAUAACGAAGAAAACUGUAAGGUUUUUCUUCCUUUUACAUUUAGUAAUUUAUACAGAAGGGGUUACUAGCCCCAUGCUCUCGGAAUUUUAGUCGCCUUUUACAACAUGCAUGGCUUAUGGAGGAAAGAUUCUUGCCCACUUCCCCAUGAAGAUGAGAGGAAAUAAAUAAGAGCAAGAACUAUUAAGAAAUUAGAAGAAAACUCAAGAUAGGUAUGUAUACAUAUGUGUACAUAAAUAUGUAGGGGUGACCUAAAUGUAAGUAGAAGUAUCAAGAUGUACAUGUUUAUCUUGUAUGUUUAUGAGACAGAAAAAAAAGACACACAUUUGCACAUUUCCAUUACACACACAUUUGGCAGGAGAGUAGUACUUCCCUGGGAAGUUGCUGUCUACCAACCUACUACUUAAAACACAUGUAUAUAUUACGUAUUAUUAUGAUCAAGUUAAGUGCUAAACUACACAUGUAUUUAGUUAAUUACUUUAUUAAACAUUAGAUGGUAUCUUAAAUAAAUUCUUUAACUAACAUUGUUUAUUAUAAUAAUGGUUAAUGAAUAAGAUACAUGCAACACUUUGGUAUCUUUAUUUCUGAAAUGUUUCACCUACACAGUACAGCUUCUCAAGGCUGUUGGACUGAUCACAUCAUCCUUACCUCUCCACUGCUUCUGCUGUCUCCAAAUUUAGUCACUUUUGCACUACUGUGUAGGCAAAAUGUUUCAGAUGAUGUCUUCAACUGCUACACCUCUAACUCUGUAUUCCUCUAAUUCAAGUAUAUAAAUCUUGGUCCUCAUGCCUCUGAAUUAGAUUGAAAAAAGCCUGCUGUGCAGGCAAAACUUCUCAUCAUGAAGAAAACUAAUGAGCUUUUGACUUACGUGCAACGCCUGGUUAAGUAGACAUGAUUUAAAACAAGACUGAAAUUACAAGUUUAUAUCACUCACUUAUAUGCCCACAAAGAGAUCUUGAUUCAAGGCAUUGGGCCUUUUCUCCACUUAUUUGGAUUGAAUCCAAUUGCCUCCAGCUUCCCAUGCACUGACUCAAGAGUUCAGAUUAUUUUUUAUAUAUAUUAGGUGGACAUGCUAAACCCAUGUAUGGGUCAUAUAGGACCUGGAGAACGGGAGGAAAUCGGGCUCAGUUCUAGGAAGGGGAGCAUAGUUUCAGUUCCUGGGAUCAAGAGCCCCUCACCAGUGUCAGUGAGCCAUUAUCAUAUGUCAAAUUAAUCUGAGAGUAGUGUUAGGUGCACAUACUACCUCUAGACUGCACCAGAGGAGAAAAUUUAGCAAACUACUGGCAUACUGUAGAUACCUGGGAAGCCUACAAAGAAGCUUAAGCUGAGAAAUGGGUUCUAUAAAGGUGGGUCACCACAAUAAAGUGAUCAUGCAUCAGGGGAUGCAAUAAUGUCAGUAAGCCAUGGAACAGAAUUUCACUCAUAUUCAAACAGGUGCAGAACUAAGUUGAAUGUCUGAAGAAUUAAAUAAAAUUUUUUUAUAGUAAAGUAUUAUCAUAUCAAUAUACAAAUAACGUGUACAUGGGAGAAUGAAAAUUAUGACUAAUGGUCUUAAGUCGGACUGAAAUGUCGUCAUAAGUUUCAUUCUCUUCUGUUCAGGUUAUUUGUGUAUUGUUCCAGUCAUGGUAUUUUGCCUUUUUAUUCUUUUUUUUAACACUGACCAUUUUCCACUGAGGCAGGGUGACCCAGAAAAUAAAAUAAAAUAAAAUUC
Messenger RNA from Cherax quadricarinatus, 3806 nucleotides. RefSeq names its product rRNA methyltransferase 3A, mitochondrial. Gene Ontology annotation, molecular function: RNA methyltransferase activity; RNA binding. The record is from RefSeq and is a predicted model, not a curated record. Gene Ontology annotation, biological process: RNA processing. NCBI's taxonomy places the organism in Eukaryota, Metazoa, Arthropoda, Malacostraca, Decapoda, Parastacidae.